AUGGCAGUACGCGUCCAAUUUGAAAAUAAUAAUGAAGUAGGAGUGUUCAGCAAAUUGACAAAUUCUUAUUGCCUUGUCGCAAUCGGUGGAUCGGAAAACUUUUACAGCGUGUUCGAGGCAGAAUUGUCUGAAACCAUACCUGUAGUGCAUGUGAGUAUUGCAGGGUGCAGGAUCAUUGGCCGUAUGACGGUUGGAAACAAAAAUGGACUUCUGGUACCAUCAUCGACUACAGACACAGAGUUGCAACAUAUUAGAAACAGUUUACCGGACGCUGUCAAAGUGCAGCGGGUGGAAGAACGACUCAGUGCACUCGGAAACGUUAUUGCCUGCAACGACUAUGUGGCACUCGUUCACCCAGACCUGGACCGAGACACAGAGGAAAUACUCGCAGACACAUUGGAUGUGGAAGUGUUCAGACAAACAGUCGCAGGUAAUGUUUUAGUCGGAUCGUACGCUGCGCUCAGUAAUCGAGGCGGGCUCGUUCAUCCCAAGACCACUAUUCAAGACCAGGAUGAAUUGUCAUCUCUGCUGCAAGUACCACUAGUGGCGGGCACAGUAAACAGAGGUAGUGACGUCAUUGCUGCAGGAAUGGUGGUCAACGACUGGUGUGCAUUCUGUGGCUUAGACACAACAUCAACAGAAAUCUCAGUUAUAGAAAGUGUGUUCAAGCUGAACGAUGCUAAGCCCACAGCCAUCACAUCAACUAUGCGAGCAUCCCUCAUUGACAGCAUGUCCUAA
This is a messenger RNA of Spodoptera littoralis (African cotton leafworm), 738 nucleotides long. Lineage: Eukaryota; Metazoa; Arthropoda; Insecta; Lepidoptera; Noctuidae. The record is from the annotation of a GenBank genome assembly.